Doryrhamphus excisus (bluestripe pipefish) is the source of this 2085-nucleotide messenger RNA. RefSeq names its product tripartite motif-containing protein 16. Gene Ontology annotation, molecular function: protein binding; zinc ion binding. Lineage: Eukaryota; Metazoa; Chordata; Actinopteri; Syngnathiformes; Syngnathidae. The record is from RefSeq and is a predicted model, not a curated record.
CUGUUGGGAACGCCCCCUUUCGUCCCUCAGCAGAGUCGCCGUGUCCAUGGUAGAAAAUGGCAGCAACGACAAUCUCUGUAGAACAGGAUCAGUUCAGCUGUUCUGUGUGUCUGGAGGUCCUGAGAGACCCGGUGACGAUCCCCUGCGGACACAGCUACUGCCUGAACUGCAUUGAAGACUACUGGAACAGAACCAAGCAGAAGGGCCAGUACAGCUGCCCUCAAUGCAGGCAGUUGUUCAGCCCGAAACCUCAGCUCAACAGGAACACUGUACUGGGCGAACUGGUGGAGAAACUAGUGAAGAGUGGACUUCAAGAGCCACCGGGUCCUCCAGUUUCUACGGAAGAGGUGAAAUGUGGAGUUUGUACUGGCAAGAAAAGCAAGGCAGUGACGUCAUGCGUCACGUGCUCGGAGUCUUACUGUGCGGCUCACCUGAGGGCUCACGACGAACGCUUCCGGGGGCGUGGCCACAGCCUGGUUCCAGCCGCUUUGGGACAAACGACAACUAAACGUUCUGAAGAGAAGUUAUGUCCUUAUCACCAUAAAGUAGUGAGGAGCUACUGCCGAGUGGACCAUGAGGGCGCAUGCUCACGGUGUGUGAAAAGUAAACACAAGGGUCAUGAGGUCGUGCAACUGGUGGACGAGCGUACAGAACAACAGAGAAAACUCCAAGAAGCAUCUUUGAAGUGCGAGCAGAACCUAAAGGACGUGGAGAAGGAGCUACGAUAUGUGGUCAGAUACAUUAAACAGCACACCACUGAGGCGGCGGUGGAGGAAAGCGAGAGGAUCUUCACCAAGCUUAUCCGCGUCAUUGAGAAGCAUAGGAGCGACGUGAAGGACAUGAUCCGAGGCCGAGAGCGGGUGGCCCUCAAUCAGACCAACCAGCUUCUGGAGAAGGUGGAGCGGGAUACGACAGAGUUGAGGAGGGGCGAGGAGGAGCUGGAGAAUCUCUCUCGCAUGGACGACCAUCUCCAAUUCCUUCAGAAGUGCAGAUCCCUUCAUUUCCCAUCCAAGAGGGUGCAGAUUCCCAACACUGACACAUUUCCAUACUUGAUGUAUAAAAGCAUCAGAGGUGGCCUGGCAGAGCUGAGGAACAGUCUGGAUGAAAGCCUCCAGAUGGAGUACAACAGAAUCUCAGAUAAAGUGUUUUCGCUAAAGGAAACCAGAAAUCCAAGUCCCUUGGAAAAGACCAAAGUAACUGUAGAUUCUCACAUACCGUAUGACUCAGAACCAAGGACCAGAGAAGAAUUUUUACACUACAACCAAGAUUUAACACUGGACCUCAACACGGCCAACCCAUACCUGAGCUUGUCCGAGGACCACAGAGCGGUGACCACGCGCUCCGAGCCCCAGCCGUACCCUCCGCACCCUGACCGCUUCACCAGCUGGGCUCAGGUACUGUGUCGGGCCGGUAUGGCAGGCCGCUGCUACUGGGAGGUGGAGUGGACUGGUAAGGGCGGGGCUUCUGUGGGCAUUUGCUACAGGAGCAUGAGCAGGAGCGGUGGCGGCAGCGACAGCAAACUGGGCCACAAUUCCAAAUCCUGGAGCCUGGACUGCUCGCACGGCGGGUGCGUGUUUCGGCACGCUAAGCAUGGCGUCAGCUUGGCCACACCAUGCGGCAACAGGAUAGGAGUGUAUCUGAACUUUAGGGGUGGGGUUUUGUCCUUCUACAACGUGUCUGAUGGCAUGGUUCACCUUCACAGUGUACAGACUACGUUCAGCCAGCCUGUGUAUCCAGGAUUUUGGGUUGGAUUAGGUUCUACUUUGAAGUUGUGCUCCCUGUAAAGACUUCGGCCACAGUAUUAGUGACACUUGCACAGUCACAAGAUGCCUCGAGGUGCUUGUCUCCGACUUGACCCCAGACUGUGCAGGUGUGCCUAAUAUUGUGGCCAGUGCUAAUAUAAAGAGGCCAAAUAAGGCACAAGUUGCUCAGGGAUUUUUUACAUUUUAAUUUCAUGUACCAUCGAGCAGCAUUUUGUUCAGAUCUUAUUGAAGGCAGCAACGUCGACACUUUGGACCUGUAAGAGUGAGCAAAACUCAUGUUUGCUAGAUUUUACACUUCAAAUAAAGAUUUUUGCACUAAAAA